ACCUCCAAAUUACAUUACUCUCUCUUAUGCGUUUGCAGCCAACAGACCUGGAAAAAAGACUUUGUCUUGGAGCUAACUCCUGAGCAUUCUGAGAUCAUUCAUCAUGAAGUAUGUAGUGCAGGAAUGGCUCAGAGUAACUACCUUGCUAUUCAUAGCUCAAGCAGUUUCUGCAAUGGUUCUUCCCAAUGCCACGCUCUUAGAGGAACUUUUGGAAAAAUACAUGGAUGAAGAUGGUGAGUGGUGGAUCGCCAAGCAGAGAGGGAAAAGGGCUAUCACAGACAGUGAUAUGCAAAGUAUCUUGGAUCUUCAUAAUAAAUUACGGGGUCAGGUGUAUCCACCAGCUUCCAAUAUGGAAUAUAUGACAUGGGAUACAGAACUGGAGAGAUCUGCAGAAUCAUGGGCUGAAACGUGUCUGUGGGAGCAUGGGCCUGCAAGCCUCCUUCCGUCCAUCGGACAGAAUUUGGGUGCACACUGGGGAAGGUACAGACCUCCAACAUUUCAUGUCCAAGCAUGGUAUGAUGAAGUGAGAGAUUUCACAUAUCCACAUCCUCAUGAAUGCAACCCAUAUUGUCCUUACAAAUGCUCUGGUCCUGUUUGUACACAUUAUACACAGGUUGUUUGGGCUACAAGUAGCAGAAUAGGUUGUGCAAUUAAUUUGUGUCAUAACAUGAACAUCUGGGGACAGAUUUGGCCAAAAGCAGUCUAUCUUGUAUGCAAUUAUUCUCCUAAAGGUAACUGGUGGGGACAUGCUCCUUAUAAGCCUGGUCGUCCUUGUUCUGCAUGUCCCCCUAGUUUUGGAGGAGGUUGCAGAGAAAAUCUUUGUUACAGAGAAGAUUCAGAGAGACCUUAUUCUCCUCAUGAGCCAGAAGAGGAAACCAAUGAGAUUGAACGGCAACGAUCCAAAGCCCAAGAUGCAACAGCACAAAGCCGACCAAGAACUCAUUCACCUUCAGGCUCCACAGGCAGUGAGGACACUGAGAAAAAUGAAGUAAUAAGCACACAGCAAAUGUCUCAGAUUGUUUCAUGUGAAGUAAGGUUAAGAGAUCAGUGCAAAGGAACAACUUGCAAUAGGUAUGAAUGUCCUGCCGGCUGUUUGGAUAGCAAAGCCAAAGUUAUUGGAAGUGUACAUUAUGAAAUGCAAUCCAGUAUUUGUAAAGCUGCAAUACAUUAUGGGAUCCUAGACAACGAAGGUGGUUGGGUUGAUGUCACAAGGCAAGGAAGAAAAAAUUACUUCAUCAAAUCUUACAGAAAUGGCAUUCAAUCAAUUGGAAAAUACCAAUCCGCUAAUUCCUUCACAGUCUCUAAAGUAACAGUUCAAGCUAUCACCUGUGAAACAACAGUGGAACAAUUGUGCCCAUUUCAAAAACCAGCUUCACACUGUCCAAGAGUGUAUUGUCCUCACAACUGUAUGCAGGCAAAUCCACACUAUGCUCGAGUCAUUGGAACACGAAUUUAUUGUGAUAUAUCCAGUAUCUGCCGGGCAGCUGUACAUGCUGGCGUAGUCCGCAACGAGGGUGGCUAUGUUGAUGUUAUGCCAGUAGACAAAAGAAAACUGUACAUUGCUUCCUUCCAAAAUGGCAUAUUUUCAGAAAGGUACAGAGCUCAUUUUCUAAUAUUACUGUUUACUCUUCACCUUGAUAAGAUAAUAAAGUCUUGCGUUAUAUCUGUUUGCACCUGUGGCACAGCUAGUAACCAUUAGGCCAACAUGGGUGAU
Molecule: messenger RNA, 1714 nt
Organism: Meleagris gallopavo (turkey)
Lineage: Eukaryota; Metazoa; Chordata; Aves; Galliformes; Phasianidae
Source: RefSeq, a predicted model, not a curated record